UGAUGAAGUCAACAGCCUAUAAUUUUAAAUGCGAAGCGAUGAGCACGUUUCAAGCAUCCAUUCUGUUACGGUUGGUCGUUCUUUGGGCAAAUGUGAUCUCAGCAUCCCAAACCGAAGAAUGUGAUCACAAUUUGGGUAUGGCCUCGCGUGACAUAAAAGACGAACAGAUAUCUGCUUCUACGUUUGAUGGUUCUUAUAAGCCAAAACAAGCACGUUUUGGAGGAAAUUCGGCAUGGUGCGUCGCAUCGCGAAAUGGUUCUGGGGCCUUUCUCGAGGUUGACUUGGGGGAAAUCAAAAAAGUAACUUGGAUAGGCAUUCAAGGUUUUGGCGGUGGAUACGUUUCAAAUUUUACCAUACAGUACAAGAGAAGAGAAGCAGAAAAACACUGGCGAAAUUUUGUGAAGAGACUACCAUUUAACACCAGUCACAUUGUGACAUUCGAGGGUAACAGUGAUAACAUUUCCAUCGUACACAAAAGAUUUAAAGGAUCUCGCAUUCUUCGGUAUCUCCGAUUUGUUGUCCUUGGAGGCGUGGGCGAAAGGUGGUGCUCAAGGCUAGAAUUAUAUGGAUGCGAUUGGGAAAACAAAGACGGUCUGGUUUCCUAUCAAUCAGCUCAAGGCAACAUUCGUGGUUUCAACGAUACAGCGGUGACAAUGAACGAUGUAACAUACGACGGUACUGUGGAGCAUUAUGGGCGACGAUUCGGAGUUCUACAGGGAGGAUUAGGGCAACUUACAGACGGUGAUGUUGGUGGCGACGCCUUCUGGCUGGAUAAUGGCAACGGCAAGAGCUUCGAAUGGGUUGGUUGGUACGAUCUCGUCAACUUGAAGCCGUCCAUAUUGUUCGAAUUUGAGCAUCCACGACGAUUCCAUAAGAUCUUAUUUCAUGGCAACAAUAGACCAGGCAACGUGAGAGUUUUUAAAAACUUGCUCGUGGCCUUCAGCAUGGAUGGUUCGUACUUCUCAAGGAAAUUUGUAUUCUAUCCAAGUAAUGGUAUAAAAAUGAAAAGAAAUCAGAGUAUGUGGAUUGAAGUAGAUUUACACGGACAUAUUGGAAAGUAUCUAAACUGCGAGUUCUCUUACGAGGGAAAAUGGAUCGUGCUAAGUGAGAUUAGGUUCGCGACUGAGGAAUACAAAGGUGAAAGCAAUACCAAUAAAGAGACACCCACGAAAGGAAGAGAAAAUACUCCGUCUGUAAGAAAAACGGAACGUGAACUGAAGGAAACGAACAAAUUCUUGAGUCUGCAGGGUAUUAUUGCAAUGGCUGCGGUGGGCGCAGCACUGUUACUACUCACCGUGCUAUUCAUAAUAUGGCUGGCGAGAGUGCACCAAGAAGGCAAAGACGGUGAAUAUCCAAUAAGGAAUGUUAACCGCAUCGUGAACUCGUUGAAGAGAGGAACAUUGCAGAGGAAAGAGGGCAAGAAACCGAGGCAUUACAGUUCAUCAAGCGAGUCCGAUGAGGAUGUUGAGAAUUUGAUGGUGAGGAAAAUGAAUAACGACGUACCCAGAGACCAGCCUUGGUUUAAAUCUCUGGAUAAACACAAAAUGAACAACAUGGUCAUGAUGAACAACACGAAAUCUUGGGAUGAUAAAAACUUAGGGGACAAUGUUGCAGAAAAGGCCUUGGAUCUCGUGCAACUGGAUGUGUAAAUAUUCUUAUUUAGAGUUAGCUAACAUGCGACGUAUAGAUACAACUUAUACAAUUACCUACAGGUCUUCUAAGAUAUAAAUAGAGAUAAAUAUGUACAUGCAGAAACUUGUUCCAUUGUUGCCUUUAAAUUAAACGCAAUUAUUCCCUGAUUUAUUUUAGACGAUAAUUAGCUAUAAGGC
Messenger RNA from Dendronephthya gigantea, 1829 nucleotides. RefSeq names its product discoidin domain-containing receptor tyrosine kinase B-like. Lineage: Eukaryota; Metazoa; Cnidaria; Anthozoa; Malacalcyonacea; Nephtheidae. Bases 3 to 1649 code for a protein of 548 amino acids. The record is from RefSeq and is a predicted model, not a curated record. The transcript has 8 exons.